This is a messenger RNA of Microtus oregoni (creeping vole), 985 nucleotides long. It is a transcript of the gene Ccdc12, whose product is annotated as coiled-coil domain containing 12. The transcript has 8 exons. Gene Ontology annotation, cellular component: post-mRNA release spliceosomal complex; U2-type spliceosomal complex. Bases 15 to 725 code for a protein of 236 amino acids. The record is from RefSeq and is a predicted model, not a curated record. NCBI's taxonomy places the organism in Eukaryota, Metazoa, Chordata, Mammalia, Rodentia, Cricetidae.
CAUCCCCCUUGAAGAUGGAGAUGCAGAGGAGGCAGGCUUUUCUGACCUAUACCAGCCACACUGGCUCCCUCUCCACAAAGUCCAGGUGGCCUGAGGGCAAGAUUGUGUUGAUUUUACAGACAGGGCUUCCGGCUCUCCAUUCUCGCCCUUGGAUUGGCCAUCAAGCAUUCUUCUGCUCACUGGGCCUGCGCGAAACGGAGAGACAAGGCGGGGCCCCGGGUAAGAUGGCGGCUACUGCCGCCGGUGUGGGCCGCCUCGAGGAGGAGGCGCUGCGGCGGAAAGAACGGCUGAAGGCCCUCCGGGAGAAAACCGGGCGCAAGGACAGGGACGAUGGGGAGCCACAGACCAAGCAGCUCCGAGAAGAGGAAGAAGAAGAUGGGAAGCACAGGGGUCUCAGGCUUCGCAACUAUGUCCCGGAGGAUGAGGACCUGAAGAGGAGGAGGGUCCCCCAGGCCAAACCAGUUGCAGUGGAAGAGAAGGUGAAGGAGCAACUAGAGGCUGCCAAGCCAGAGCCUGUCAUUGAGGAAGUGGAUCUGGCUAACCUGGCACCCCGGAAACCUGAUUGGGAUCUCAAGAGAGAUGUGGCCAAGAAGCUGGAGAAGCUAGAAAAGCGGACCCAGAGAGCCAUCGCAGAGCUGAUCCGUGAACGCCUCAAAGGUCAAGAAGACAGCCUGGCUUCUGCAGUGGACGCCACCACUGGACAAGAGGCCUGUGACUCUGACUGAGGUGUUCUCCAUGUCCCAUCUGCCCAGCACCCAUGUCCUGCGGGAAGAUGGUCUUAGCCAGGGGUGGGUUUAGGCUGGCCAGCACUUCUGGGUCUCAAGAACUAAGCUAGCCCAGUCAAGUCUCAACCUCUUUGAGAUGAGGCCAGCUCGUCCCCAGGGCAUCCACCACUGUGAGUGUUUCAGAGCUAAGGUCUGUACAUAUGUGUGUAUAUUGAACUUUUUUUUUUUAACUUCUGGAAAUAGAGACAAGUAAACUCCCA